Pedinophyceae sp. YPF-701 is the source of this 522-nucleotide messenger RNA. NCBI's taxonomy places the organism in Eukaryota, Viridiplantae, Chlorophyta, Pedinophyceae. The record is from the annotation of a GenBank genome assembly.
AUGGCGCCUUCGAAGAUCUGCAUCAGUCGCCUGACGAAGGAGCACAAGGACCUCGUGAAGCAGCCGCUGGACGGAAUUCACGCGGUUCCGGACCCCAAGUGCAUCACAGAGUGGCACUUCCUCCUCCAGGGCGCGCCCGACACCGACUACGAAGGCGGGCUCUACUAUGGCAAGCUGCUGUUCCCGGACACGUACCCGCAGGCGGGGCCGGCCGUGCGGAUGCUGACGCCGUCCGGGCGGUUCGACCCCGGGAAGGACAUCUGCAUGAGUAUGACAAACUUCCACCCGGAGUCGUGGAACCCCAUGUGGCGUGUGUCGAGCAUCCUGGCCGGGCUGCAGAGCUUCAUGGUUGAGGAGGUCAUUACGACGGGGGGCGUGCGGGCGACGUCGCAGGAGCGCCGGCGGUUCGCGCUGGGUUCAAUCGAGUACAACAAGCGCUUCAACAAACUCAAAACCCUGUUUCCGGAAGUCAUCGCCGCUGCCGAGUCCGCCGCCGCGUCCGUCGCGUCAGGCAAGCAGUAG